Lethenteron reissneri (Far Eastern brook lamprey) is the source of this 5147-nucleotide messenger RNA. RefSeq names its product codanin-1-like. The record is from RefSeq and is a predicted model, not a curated record. Lineage: Eukaryota; Metazoa; Chordata; Hyperoartia; Petromyzontiformes; Petromyzontidae. Gene Ontology annotation, biological process: chromatin organization. Gene Ontology annotation, cellular component: nucleus.
AGACGGCCCUUAAAAACAUUUCGCUCGAUGACGUCACGCACACCGCUGUGCACAAUCGCUCGAUGACGUCACGCAGCCACUCGCUGUUCCUGCCGCCCUUCGAACGAGGAGACAAAGCGACCUCGAUGGCGCUCGCCGCCUUGCGACGUUAGAGCGGCGACUGCCGUCUUCCCGCCUCCGCCACGAAGACAGAAGCGAGUCGCCCCGGGCCCUUGAAUGAGGAUCGAGCGCGCGCCCCCCGCUAGUCCGCCAUGGCCGCCGCCUCCUCCUCCUCCGCGCCGCCACCGCCGCCGCUGCUGCUGUUGAAGAGCGCCCUGAGGGGAGAUGCCGCGGCGCGCGCGAUGCUCGCGCUGUGGCUCGCGACGCCGCCACCAUCGCCACCACUCCCCCACCGCGGACAUCCCGACGACGACGACGCCUCAGGGCAGGAAUGCGGUCACGGUUCCUCGUUCGCGCUGCCUGCGUUGGAGGCCCUCGGAGAAGCCGCCUGGCGAGAAUUCAUCCCCUUCCUGCUGAACUUCCUGCGGGAGCAAGCGAGCGGCGCCGUCGGCUGGAGCCAACCUUCGCCUCGCAAGACGCCGAGCGCGCCGGCGCACUGGCCCGGCCAGCGCACCCCGUCGGACAGCGGCUCUCUCGGGCCGCGGGGCUCGCGGGAGGCGGCGCAGAGUCGCGCGCCGUGCCGAGCCGCGCCGGCGUCGACCGUGGGAUCCCACGCCCCGCCGUCAAGCCUGGAGCACCCGCAGCGGGGAGCCCGCCAGUCGCUCAACGGCGCGUUCGAACUGCUCGCGGAAAACUCCCCCUUCGGCGGCGGCCGCCCGGCGACGCCCGCCCGCGGCUUCGAGGAUGACGUCGCGCGCUGGCCGGGAAGCCCACCGCUGGAAAGGGGGGGCCGCAGCGGAGACGUCGCGGCGUCGGGGACCAGGGCAGACGGCCCGCCGCUCAGCGCCGGUCCCGCCGACUCGGCGGGCGAGCGUGCGCCGCGCUCCGCGCAAAAGGCCUCCCUCUCCGACUUUAUAGUCCACGGGUCAGACAGACACGCCGCACGCAGGGUCAAGCAGAGCAGCCCCGCCUGCGGGAAAGCCAGAGAGAAUGGGUCGGCGGCAGGGGCGCUGGGAAGAUGCUUUCAGUCGUCCCCGUGCCAAAGAGCGGACGCCUCUCUGUCGGGAGACGGAGAGAGAGGUCCGAGAAUGAGUAGGCACUCGGACCAGGCGCAGCAGCAGCAGCAUCCUCCGCAUGGCCGGAAAAAUAGUAAACAUAGACAGGGUGGCACGAGCUUGGAGCCCUCAUCACGGAGGGCGGUGGGUGGCGGGCAGUCCUCCGGUGGUGGAGAGGUGGAUUGUGCAUCUGCUGUGAGGAGCCCAGACGCUAGCGGUUGCGUCGCCGAUGGAGACGUGAUGGUGCCUCCCAACCUGUGCAGCCUGGAGGAGUUCCCGUCCAUGGGCGGCGCCGCAAGCUCUGGCAACUCGCGGCCCUCGCGCCGUAUAAAGCCGACGCCAGUGAGCGUGGCGCACCACCGCUUGCAGCCCAACGAGUGCUUCACCUCCACGCCGCUCAGCCAGCCGCCGCCGCCCAGAUGGGGUGCGGUACCGGCCACGCCGCGCGACCGCCACACGAUGCCGUGGUGCAGCCCGACCUCGCAGAGCCAGCUGGCGGGCCGGCACGCCCAGCCUGGCAGUAGCGCCCAAAGCCACCACCCGCACAGCGCGAUGCCGAGACAGAAUCGGGCCAAGCAAGUGAGCCCAGACUCCACCACGAGCGAAUCGGCGAACGACUCGUCCGCUUGCUGCACGACCCCGGUGUUUCACGCGGCCCAGCGGGGCGGCCUGCAGGAGGCCACACCAGACGCGACGUCUCCCGCGACCCCCCCUGUGACGUCGCCAGCGAUCGCCACACAGCUGCUGCUCGAUUCGCCAGCGGGCCCGGCCAGCCAAACCGUGGCAGACGAGUCGCCGGGGACCCCACGGCCCGACCGGGUGUCGCACCGGCAUCAGUUGGACGUCUUUUCCGAGCUCUACUCCGUGUGCCUGCGUCGUAACCUGGUGCCGAACGUGCUGCUGGAGGUUUACUUCACCUUGCAGCUGCUCACGGUGCCGUGCGGAACGGCAGGCGUCGCCAAAGAGGAGGCCCCUGUCGUCGUCGUCGACAACGACCGUCCAGAGCCAAGUGGCGGCAGUGAUGAACCUCUCAAAGCAGCCUACUUCCACAGCGUUCAUAAUUGCGUCUACUUCGCUGUCAAGGUCCUGGAAAAGCUCAUGGGGCUGCUGGGGUGCCUGGACCGGAGCACGCUGCGCUCCCUUCUGGAGCACGAGCGCGUGGCCACCUUCUCCCCCUCCUUGCUGGAGCAACUGCGAGCGGCCUACGGCGUCAGCACAGCCCGGGUCAUCACCACUCCCACCUCCACCAUUCUCUCGGUUCCCUUCCAACCCAAGACGGACAACCGAGCAAACUUCCCCAGCAAUCGCUCCUUCCAAAACUUUAAAAAGCAGAGGGACGUCUUCUACGCGCUGAUCCGCGAGUGGGAGGACGGGCGCGACUCGCCGGGCUGGGAGUUCGAAAGAGUCCUGGGUAACAAAAUCAGGGCAAUGAUGGUGCAGCUGUCAUCGGAGCACAACCACAGUCAUUUCGCUCGGCUCUUUCAAGCUCAGCUCAUUCGAAUGUGCAAGGACCCCUACGAGAGGGUGCCCAGCAGGAACGUGGCCUCCCCGCUGCUGAGCGCACUCGGAGGCAACGACCCCAGCAAGCUGCAGCGCCUGCAGCAGCGCUUCACCGCCCCGCAGGCCCAGGGCGGGCCCUGCCCGCCGCCCGCCUUCCCGGCGUACCAAGCGUUUUUCCGAGACUUCAUCCUGGUGGCCGACAGUUUUGCGCUGUGCCAGCACCUGAUGGAUGGCUUGAGGCAUCAGAUCAUGGAGCUGAAUGGAGAGUGCAUCCUCGCUCCUGAUGGGGACUGGGACACCUGUGAACAGGAGUGGAGGGAGCACUUCAAGUCGGUGCUGCUCACGGCACGACUGCUCGCCAAGUUCCUGGGCCUCAUCGCGUUCCUGCCAUACCGGACGCACGAAACGACGCCCACGCACCCCCAGGAGCCCGCGCUGGAUCUGCGCCUGCAGAGCGCCCAGGUGCUGGACGUCGACUCGGCGUUGGGAGAAGCGCGCGGGGCCCGGCGGCUCGUGCUGACGCUGCCGUGGAUCAUCGAGUUCCUCGGCAUGACGGACCGCGGGGCGGCGCGAAUGAAGUGCUACGCGCGAGUCUUUCGCUCCAUGCUGCACAUUUACAGGUCUCUUGUGCUGGAGCCCAGCGAGGCCUGUGGCCUUAACCGCAUGUUGCUGCUACUGCUGCUGGGAUGGUUGUUCCAGGUCCCAUCGUUUCCUGAAGAAGUCUUCUUUGCCGAGUUGCCGCAGAGGGUGUUGGAAGACCCAAGCGGAGGAGGCCUGGACACGCUGCCACUCGUUGACCAGCAGCUGCUCUUCACGUGCUGCCCCUACAUUGGGGAACUGCGCAGGCUUCUGGCAACGUCACUCGGGGGUGGCACCGGGAGGAAUGGCGGGUUCAUCCGCAAGAUUAACCCCACCGCCAUGGAGCCGUCGGUCGGGCUUUCCCAGCGACAGACGCAGACGGAGCUGGAGCAGGCGUUUUUCCAUAAUCUCCCGGCUUCCCUGAAGCGCACGGUGGAGUUUGUGGCCGAGCGGACCUGCUCCAACUGCGUCAAGCACAUCCGAGCGACGCUGCUCGCGGGCCUGGUGGAGGAGGGGGAGGCUCGCGUGUCGGCGCUGGCGGGCGGCGUCCCCGCCGACCUGACGCUGCAGGACGUGUGCACGCAGCUCUCCGGACAGGGCACCGCCGCGGCGCUCGACGCUGCGCAGCGAUUCUGCGCGACCAAGGCACCCCAGGUGAUGCGGCUACUGCUGCCCGAAGAGCUGUCCCCCCAGGUGGUGAGCACUGCUGCCGACAUCGUUGUCCGACUGGCGCAGGAGAAAGCCGCCCAGUGGCUCAACAGCAACGUCGACAAGCUCCUGAGCAAAGCAUUGAGGAGCCGAGUGGACGGACCGCUCAAGUCCGCUUCGUGCAGCUUGACCAGCGAGCCGAGCCGCGAUGGCUCCAGCGUCCGCGCGUGCCCGGCAGCCUGCAGCCACGCCAACCCCAUGCCGUCGCUCGUCCUCACGCAGCUCAAGGAGUUUCUGUGUGUGACGGUGGCCCCGAGCUGCGAGGACACCGCCGUCACCGAGGGAGCAGUCUUGGAGCUCGUGAGAAGCCUCCACGGAUCUCUGCAGUGUAAAAAGUAUUUGUCACCACCGGUAGAGAAGGCGUUUGCUCAGUACGCGGUGGAACUUGCCGCUGCUAUUGCCUUCGACAGAGUGCUGAGCGAGAGCCCCGCCGUGGACGUGGACUGCUGGGAGGAGAGCACGCGCAGGCUGCUGGGAGCUCUGCAGGGCGUCUGGACCGAGUUCUCAAUGCAACCCCCGUUCCACCUCCUCCUGGCCAACAAAAAUGUCUCUUACCUGCACUCGGCCACAGACAAGAAGCGCUGCUGCUGGGCACUGCUGCACUUGUCGCGGCAGCUGGUGGCGGGGAGGCUGCACGUUGGGAGCGCGCUGGUGGCGAGGUGGGACGCUUUGCUGGAAGACCUUCCUCCGGAGGGGGAAAUAAGGGAAUGUCUUUUGGAAACGGCCAACAAGUUUAAGGAGCUGUGCGAGGAGGAAUCUGUUGCCAAAAGCCCCAGAGCCGUGGAUGCUGCGUGCAAUCCGGUGGAGCCCACACAGCAACAAGAAGAGGCCGCUUUGAGAUGACGACUCUUCAGCAGUUUCAUAUGAACUUAUCUAGUUUGUACACUGCACUUUAGGACCCUGGAAUGUCGCCAAUGACAAUUUUCGGGACAGUUUUAAAAUCACACAAAUAAAUAAUGCUCGUCAGUUUAGCUUUUUUAAAUUUUAUUGCAUACGCAAAAUCUAACGAGAACCAAGUCUCCACACGCCGCAUUUUUGUGGUAAUGCCAAUAGCAAGCAAUUAUUUUUCUCUGCUCGUGCGAUUCAGCAAAUGGUCGCCGAUUACAAGAGGUUGUUCCAGUCUCGUUUUACUGUCAAAUACACCAGCGUGGAAGGGUAGACCAAAAACCCUCGACGGGGGCUCACUUAGUAGCGGCGUGAGCAGAG